AUGGAUGAUCAUGAAGUUGCUAUCCAAAACGCUAUCCGCGAUCUUAAUGCUGGUGUUUUUAAAAGCCAGCGAGCUGCCUGUCAGGCUUGGGGCGUCCCCCGCGCGACUCUACAAGGCCGCCUCGCAGGUCGCGCUCCUAACGCGAUAGCUCAUCACCAACAACAGCGAUUAACUCCAGGGCAAGAGGAGUUUCUUGUUCAGUGGAUCCUCGAUGAGGAUCUUCGCGCUCAGCCUCCAGCGCACUCCCGUGUACGAGAAAUGGCGAUCCGAAUCCUCCACAUGAACGGCGAUUACGAACCACUUGGUCACAACUGGGUGUCUUCUUUCCUCCAGCGCAACCCAUGCGUCCACAGCGUCGUCGGCCGAUCGAUCGAAGCUUUACGAGCUGAAGCUGCAAGCCCUGAGCUAAUUAGAACCUUCCUAGAGCUCGUAGAGGCGACGCGACUCCGGCUAGGUAUACAGCUCCGCGAUAUAUACAAUAUGGACGAGACUGGGAUCGCAAUUGGCGUAUGUAACAACUCUAGAGUUCUAGCUUCUACCUAUAAGCGCAAGGCUUACGUUAAGUCUCCAGAGAACUGA
Alternaria arborescens is the source of this 579-nucleotide messenger RNA. RefSeq lists its product as hypothetical. Bases 1 to 579 code for a protein of 192 amino acids. Lineage: Eukaryota; Fungi; Ascomycota; Dothideomycetes; Pleosporales; Pleosporaceae. The transcript has a single exon. The record is from RefSeq and is a predicted model, not a curated record.